CUCUUCACCCGACCUUUUUCGGCUUCCUAAGUCGGCUCCCCUCCCCUGCUCGACCCUCCCCCUCUCUGGUCGGUCGAAUCCUUCCUCGGUCCAACUUCUUCGUUCUGAUGGCAUCGCUGGAUACGGACAUCAACAUGGUUCCCGUCGGCGAGGGAUCAAGCGGCGCCGCCGGGCCGUCGUCGUCCUCCAAGAAGCCGAAGCGCUUCGAGAUCAAGAAGUGGAACGCCGUCGCCCUUUGGGCCUGGGAUAUCGUCGUGGAUAACUGCGCUAUCUGCAGAAACCACAUCAUGGAUCUCUGCAUCGAGUGCCAGGCGAAUCAAGCUAGUGCGACUAGCGAGGAAUGCACUGUCGCUUGGGGUGUCUGCAAUCAUGCUUUUCACUUCCAUUGCAUCAGUCGGUGGCUCAAGACUCGUCAAGUUUGCCCUUUGGACAACAGCGAGUGGGAGUUCCAGAAGUAUGGUCACUAGAACUGAACGGCCUAUAUGGAGAUACACUUCGUUCCGGAUGUUGUUAGUACGUCUGGGACCGGAUCUGAAAGUUCUAUCCAUUUUAGUUAAUCUUAGUUGGGUUAUUGCUUUAAGCAUGCUGUUAUGCCAGGCAUGAAUUUGUAUUUUGUUCCUUGGAUUGUAGAUUCAAAUACUCUGAUGCUUUUGACGGUUGAUGAUGCAAGGAUUCAGCAGCAGCUUUAAUUUUAGAUUAUCUGAAAUUGAUGUCAUAUGCUGCUUAUUGGGUGUGCGUCACUUCACCAGCAUGACCGUUACUUGGCUGUUGCAUGCGAUUGAUUGGAGGUUGGUUUUUAUGGUCGUAAGGCGGUGUCUGGUACGGGGUGUGAUGACUUCAGGAUGAAUGAUGAUGCGGGUGGAGAAAGAGCCUCCAACACCCAAUAUUAAACAUUUCUUUUUCUUAGACCUCCCUGCAGGAGGUUGAAUUCAAGUUUCAAUGAGACUUUUCUGUUCUGUU
Molecule: messenger RNA, 960 nt
Organism: Elaeis guineensis (African oil palm)
Lineage: Eukaryota; Viridiplantae; Streptophyta; Magnoliopsida; Arecales; Arecaceae
Product: RING-box protein 1a
Molecular function (GO): zinc ion binding
Source: RefSeq, a predicted model, not a curated record